This is a messenger RNA of Nycticebus coucang (slow loris), 1395 nucleotides long. RefSeq names its product PRA1 family protein 3-like. Gene Ontology annotation, cellular component: membrane. NCBI's taxonomy places the organism in Eukaryota, Metazoa, Chordata, Mammalia, Primates, Lorisidae. Gene Ontology annotation, biological process: negative regulation of transport. The transcript has a single exon. Bases 52 to 618 code for a protein of 188 amino acids. The record is from RefSeq and is a predicted model, not a curated record.
CCGCCGCCGCCGCCCCUGGAUUCCGGAGGCGAAGAAAGCUCAGCGAAGAAUAUGGACGUGACUAUCGCCCCACUCCGCGCCUGGGACGAUUUCUUCCUGGGCUCUGACCGCUUCGCCCGGCCAGACUUCCGGGACAUUUCCAAAUGGAACAACCGCGUGGUGAGCAACCUGCUCUAUUACCAGACCAACUACCUGGUGGUGGCUGCCAUGAUGAUUUCCGUGGUUGGAUUUCUGAGCCCAUUCAACAUGAUCCUUGGAGUAAUUGUGGUAGUGCUGGUGUUUACCGUGUUUGUGUGGGCAGCCCACAAUAAAGAUGCCCUUCGCCCGAUGAAGAAGCGCUACCCCACGACGUUGGUCAUGGCAGGCAUGCUGGCUAGCUACUUCCUCAUAUCCAUGUUCGGGGGAGUCGUGGUCUUUAUGUUUGGUAUCACUUUUCCUUUGCUGUUGAUGUUUAUCCAUGCAUCACUGAGACUCCGGAACCUCAAGAACAAGCUGGAGAAUAAAAUGGAAGGAAUAGGAUUGAAGAAGACACCAAUGGGCAUUGUUCUGGAUGCCCUAGAACAGCAGGAAGAAAGCAUCAGCAAAUUCGCUGACUAUACCAGCAAAGUGAAGGAAUAAACCUAGCUUUCCUGGUGAUAGGUUUGCAGCAGAAAUUGAGUUGCAGUUUGCCCCUCUCCAGACCUACUUUCUGCUUGUAUUUUUGAAAUAGGAGGUGCACGUACCACCCAACUCUUUAUGGCAGCAUGUGUGUAUAGGCCUAACUGUUAACAUCUCUGAUGUUACAGAGAGAAGGCCUCAGAAAAUCAAAAGGAAACCAUUCUCCUAUUGUGUCUGAAGUUUCAAGUGUGUUUGUGAAAUCUAAUGGGAAAUAGAUCAUUUCUUUAGGGGGAUAAAAGAAUUAUAGGUUCUACAGCAACAAUAGUAUUAUCCUAUAGGGAAAAGAAAUCAUUGUAAAGUAUCAAGGCAAUAUGAGUAAAUGAACAGAUUGUUACAGUAGAUGAUGUUAAGUUUAGCCUGUCUCUAAUUCCCUCCAGCAUCCUCCUCCCAAAAUAUCUCUUAGGAUCAUAAUAUGGGGGUAUAAAUUAGUUUAGUUUUUAUUAUUACUCUUUUAAAAUCAAAGGUGAUUUCUCUCACUUUUCAGCCUGUUUGAUGUGCAGUGGAAACUGGAUAAGCCAGUUAUUGAUACUUUGUUUACACAUGUGAAGAUUGCUGUUUAGAAUAUUUUGUUAAAUUUGUAAAUUUUUGAAAUGCUAGUAAUGUGUUUUCACCAGCAAGUAUUUGUUGCUAACUUAAUGGUCCUUUUCCUUAAGAAGGUUACAGCUGUGUAACCGGUAUUACUCUUGACAGACUUGUUAAAAAAAAAAAAGACAAAAAAUAAAACAAAACUUGAGUUCU